Molecule: messenger RNA, 553 nt
Organism: Rubroshorea leprosula
Lineage: Eukaryota; Viridiplantae; Streptophyta; Magnoliopsida; Malvales; Dipterocarpaceae
Source: the annotation of a GenBank genome assembly
UUUACACUCCAGUCCUCUCCUUCCCAUAUAUCCCAUUUGUCCCUCAGGUUUCACAGAUCUUUAAUUUCUUUCAAUCUUCUAACAUUUUUUACAUACCGUAAUAUACCUAGUUUGCAACAUUAAUAUGUCAAGCGGAAGAUCGGGUUCGAGUCGAAACACAGGUGCACCCCGGCUCACGGAUGACCAGAUCACUGAUCUUGUCUCCAAGUUGCAACAACUUAUCCCUGAGCUUCGCAAUGGCCGCUUCAACAAGGCUUCAAGUUCAGGGAUCUUGCAGGAAACUUGCAACUACAUAAAAAACUUACAAAAAGAGGUGGAUGAUUUAAGCGACCGUUUAGCUCAGCUUUUGGCUUCGAAGGAGACUGAUGAUGACCAAGCAGCCAUUAUUAAGAGUUUACUCAUGUAACUUAAGUCAUUGUUGUAUUCGGUUUUUAUUCCAGUUUUUCCAUGUUUAUUAUCUUUCUACCUAACGUUUUGUUCAGUACGAAGUGAUCUACUUCCAUAUUUUGGACUGUAUCUGCUUUGGUCAUGAUAAUAUAUUUCUUUAGUUCUG